Molecule: messenger RNA, 246 nt
Organism: Paramecium sonneborni
Lineage: Eukaryota; Ciliophora; Oligohymenophorea; Peniculida; Parameciidae
Source: the annotation of a GenBank genome assembly
AUGUAAUCUAAACUAAAUAAUCCAGAUGAUACCUACAACUCAGAACCAACUGCAGCAAACAAAAUAUAAAUUAGAUUAGAUAAAUUUAAUAUUCCAAUCCUUAAGAAAACAAAAGUACACAGAGUUGUAUUUAGAGAUGAGUGUCAAAAAGGAAAGAAAAUAGCAGAUAUACAUGUUGUUGAAAAUUGGAAAAGAUAUAAUUAGUUAACUGAAGAAUCAUCUAAAACCUGCUGUUCUAUAUUCUGA